CCGAAACUACUCACUCCCACCACUGCUGAUGUAAUCCAGCAACAGCAGCACCACCAGCAUCUAUUUGACCGGGCGGCCAUUGUCGGUGUUACUCUGUUUUAGAUGUCUUUUCGAAAUGUUGACAACGGUUCCUUUUCUACUUACAAAUUUCAUGGAACAUGGCCAGCUGCUCUACGUGCCUUACUUCUUACAAAGUUGGGUGCUCCUGCUGCGAAUCAAAAGUGCCAUGAAGAUCAAAAGCAAUUUGCAAAUGACAGGUAAGUGUGUGAGGCUUAAAGUGAGCCGAUAUCCAUCUCAAAUCAUGUUUUUAAACAUGCCAACCUUGAAUACCGAACCCUUUGCUAGCUUCUGCGAUGAUUCCGGAGAGACGUCUGUAGCAACAGAUAGGGUGUUUUGCAGCUACAAGGCGCUUGCCCCGGUGACAGUUUUUGCAAUAUGUGAUCUACCGCUUGUCAAGUACAGGGCAUCAAGUACAGCCACAUCGGCAUUGGAUGGUUACGCAUGUCAGUUUUGGCCAAAGCAUUCACUUUCUAGCAAGAUUUCAGUGACAAAGAGCAAUUGCAAUAGAUUAUCAACCUAUCAAGUCAGCGGUAGAAACACGGGCACCAUCAGUGAUCUUUGA
Messenger RNA from Zychaea mexicana, 622 nucleotides. RefSeq lists its product as uncharacterized. The record is from RefSeq and is a predicted model, not a curated record. Lineage: Eukaryota; Fungi; Mucoromycota; Mucoromycetes; Mucorales; Lichtheimiaceae. The transcript is spliced from 5 exons. The coding region runs from base 116 to 622 and encodes 168 amino acids.